AUGCAAGCCAUCAGUGGAUCCAAGCCACCAAUGGAUCCAAGCCAUCCGUGGAUGCAAGCCAUCAGUGGAUCCAAGCCACGGAUGGAUGUCACGUGCAUGCCCUGCCUCAUCCGCGUGAUUUCGCCUUUGUCCAUCACGUUCGACGAUGAUCCUCGCGUUCUGAUUCCGCGCACGAGGGAACGCAGCGAGAACCUCAGCGUCCCUCCAGAGCGGCUUGAUGACGUCACCGCCACGCUCUCCGCGGCCGAUGACGUCAUCGCCAUCCGCAAUGCGGCGAUUUCGCGCGCCCACCGAGUUCAACCGGUUCGAAGCCGACCCAAGAGAAACUGCAGGAUUCGACCCGCGCCAAAACGAACCGACACGCUGAAAGGAACGAGCCGGGACUACGCGAGGAAGAACGGGAAAUUCCCGACCGCGAACUCCGAUCACCUUUUAUGCAAAACGGUUCAUCCGAACGAAUGCGGAACCGAACUGAUCGUGUCACGGAGUACAGCCCUCCGCCGCCAUCCUUUUCCGGUCCCGACCCGACGCGCCGGGCCGUCGCCUCCAGCGGCCCGCGGGGCCGUGCGGAUCGAGCCGGCCCGCUCAGACCUCUAUCCCGGAGCCAGAUCAAACAUGGCGUCGAGCAAGAGCAAGGCCGAGGACAAGAGCCUGUUCAUUCUCAGAGAAUUGGCUCAUCUGCCGAAGAACAAAGAAUGUUUCGACUGUGGGCAGAAAGGACCUACCUACGUCAACAUGACCAUCGGGUCCUUCGUGUGCACGCAUUGCUCAGGCCUCUUGAGAGGCCUGACGCCCCCUCACCGAGUGAAGUCUAUAUCCAUGGCCACAUUCACCCCAGAGGAAAUAGAAUUUGUCAAAGCUAGGGGAAAUGAGUAUUGCACGAGAGUGUGGCUGGGAGCAUACAAUAGCAGCAAGAAUGCAGUGGAUUUUCGGGAUCAGGAUAAGUUAAAGGAUUUUAUGGUGGCAAAGUACGAGAAGAAGCGGUACUACAUGGACCCAGGGAGCAUCCAGAGCUUCAAGCCCCCGUCGACCGACCCCCCGCCAAAGGCCACCACCCCGACAUCCGAGGUCAAACCCCUGUCCUCGCUGGUUGGGAGCCAGGUGAAGCCCCUGGCAGUGUUAAGUACCUCUCAGGCUGCGAGGGUCCAUUCGUUGCCUGAGAUCAGCAAGAAGCCCCUGGAGUUUGUUCCAUCCAAGCCAGUGGAUUCCUUUGACCCUUUUGGCUCCCUCCCCACACAAGACAUCCCCAAUUUCGCCAACUUUGACAACGAUGCCUUCCUUGCAGCAAGUGCAAAAAGUGUGUCCUCUGACCCACGCCCGGCCAAGGGGAGUGCCCCGUCCAUGGACAAGUAUGCUGCCCUUGCAGACUUGGAUGAAAUUUUCAAAUCACAGAAGAGCCAGCAUGAGCAGAACAUCAAUUGGAACUCUUCAUCUCCUACACCGUCUUCUGGUGCUGCAAAACUGUCGAGCAGCCCUCAAACAUCAUCAGUGUUCCCAGGCACUCAGCCUGCAGCUGCGUUUGGGAACCCCCCCUUGGUGGCCACCAGCAUCGGAAUGACCGGUGGGGCCUUUGGUGGGUUCCCACCCCAGACCACCACCGCCGCGGCCUUCAUGCCGAAUCCCAUGCUGACCAGUCAAAGCUUCCCUGCAUUCCCCAUGGCCAAUGGUGUUCCUGCCUACUCAGUUCCUUCCAUCAUGCCCAUUCAUGGCUUCCCUGGAGGAGUUGUAUCUCCGGCAUACAUGACUGGGGGUGGGGUGAUGAAUGGGGUGUGGGGUGGGUGGGGAGGCACCUGGCCGACGAUGGUCCCUGGCCAGCAACCCCAGCCUGUGAUGCCUGCCCAGAAGGGCAUGAUGUUCCAGGCCUCAUCUCCCUGGGUCCCCUCCAACCCGAACCCAUUCUCAGCUGCCCCUGGUCCGUCGGCGAUGUCCGGUGCAGCUGGCCGAGUGAACCCGGGGAACCCGUUCUUAUCAUGAUAGGAGUGUCGUGAUAAGCAUCAAAUCAUUGUCUCUUCUCAUCAAGGCAUCAGACCCUCUCAAGUAUGGUGCUGUAUUUUUUUCAAUGAGCAAGGGAAAUUUAGUACUAUCUUGUACUUUUGUGUCACUGGUGAAGUGAAAGGCCCAAAUUUAAAAGGGUUUAUUUGCUUUUUCCUUAAUAUAAGGUGACGUCAUACCUGGUAGAGAAAUUCAGGUAGAGAUGGAUAGGAUAAACUCCCAGCUUUGCCUAAGCAGGAUGGGAAAUGAAAAUUUUUUUUUUUCAGACAUGUGUGUUUGUGUGGAAAGCUUCCCAUCCUUCCCCAAAAAUUUGGUCAGUCGCGUGUAUGAAUGUUCUGUAGCAUUUCCUCAAUUCUACUAUUCUUGUGGUUUUUUGUGAUAAUCCUGUUAUCGCAGUCACAAUAAUUUUCCUGUUCCGUUUUUGUUGUUUUUUAAAGCUUGUAGGUGUUUAUCAUGGGAAAUCUGUUGCUUAUUGGUGCUUUUUUCAUAUGUAUAGGCCUUUGAAAGAAAU
Messenger RNA from Darwinula stevensoni, 2503 nucleotides. NCBI's taxonomy places the organism in Eukaryota, Metazoa, Arthropoda, Ostracoda, Podocopida, Darwinulidae. The record is from the annotation of a GenBank genome assembly.